Molecule: messenger RNA, 435 nt
Organism: Alnus glutinosa
Lineage: Eukaryota; Viridiplantae; Streptophyta; Magnoliopsida; Fagales; Betulaceae
Product: protein PELPK1-like
Exons: 1
Coding region: 1-435 (144 amino acids)
Source: RefSeq, a predicted model, not a curated record
AUGGCCUUUUCCAAGUAUUGUUUCCCUCUUUCUAUGUUCAUAGCAUUAAUGUUACUCUCAAGCACGGAUAUGAGUCUAGCAGCUCGUCACCUCUUGGACACACCAGCUGCUCCACCUCCAGCUCUGACACUGCCUACAAUCCCAUCUCUGCCCAAGCCCACCUUGCCUCCCCUGCCCUCUUUCCCAACACUGCCUACAGCCACGUUGCCACCCUUGCCAAGCAUGCCGUUGCCAACAUUGCCCACUCAGCCAUCUCUGCCAAAGCCCACCUUGCCACCAUUGCCUGCCAACCCAUUGCCUACACUGCCAACCCAACCAACUCUUCCAUCCACAUUGCCACCGUUGCCCACCAUCCCAACCACAAUCCCUUCAAUCCCCACCAUUCCAGCGACAAUCCCAACCAUUCCUUUCCUCUCCCCACCCCCAUCAAACUGA